Molecule: messenger RNA, 924 nt
Organism: Xiphias gladius (swordfish)
Lineage: Eukaryota; Metazoa; Chordata; Actinopteri; Istiophoriformes; Xiphiidae
Gene: ppp1r3db
Product: protein phosphatase 1, regulatory subunit 3Db
Exons: 1
Coding region: 1-924 (307 amino acids)
Biological process (GO): regulation of glycogen biosynthetic process
Cellular component (GO): protein phosphatase type 1 complex
Molecular function (GO): protein phosphatase 1 binding; glycogen binding
Source: RefSeq, a predicted model, not a curated record
AUGGCUGAGGCUUGUGAUAAAUGGCAGCAGAAAGGUUCUGGUGAGAAGAGUGGGUUCCAGCUUCAGUUCAUCAGUAGCUCCAGCAGCAUAUCCACCACCAAAAAGACCACCAUCUGUCUUCGGGAUAUUUAUGUUCCCAAGCCUCAACCUCCCAAAGCUCCUGUUCGGAUCCGCCCUCCAGGUCCGAGAACUCCCUCAGUAAAGGAACCCGAUUUAAAGCCCAGCUUGCCCAGUGAUCUUUCAGUCAAGACGAUCAUGAGGAGACGAGCUCAGUCUCUUCCUUCGUUUAGAGAGAGGAAGAAAGAACUUAGGAGCCAGCAGGUACGCUUUGUGGACUCGCUGGGCCUGGAGUUAGAGGAAGUGAAGGUCUUCAAAGUUCAAGAGCACCCCCUGAUACCCCAACAUGUUAUGUUCAGACUACUGAUGAGCUCUGAGCUGGCUUUUGGGAAGUCAUUGGAACUGUCCCUGCCUUACUUCAAACCUUGUUUCCCUGAAAAUAUGGGAGCUCAGCCGGACUUCCCGAAGCGUCUCUGUACUCAGUGUGUGUGUCUGGAGCAGGUCCUGUGUUCAGAGCAGGGGAUAACAGGCACUAUACAAGUACUUAAUUUAGCUUAUGAGAAAGAGGUCACAGUGCACUACUCUUUCACCAACUGGAGAACACACACGUCCACAACAGCAUCCUGGGUCUCAAGUGGGACAGACAGGGAGGGUGACGCUCCAGAAACAGAUAUCUUCAGAUUUCGUCUGCCAGUCCCCCCCUUCAUUUUGCAGCCAGGAGCUAUCUUGGAAUUUGCCAUCUGCUACCAUGUAAAAGGAUCUGAUUAUUGGGACAACAACAACGGGCGCAAUUACAAACUGUCAUGCCACAGCUACAAGGUGACCGUGCCAAAGGAGUGUGAAGAUAGCAUGCUGCAUUUUACCUGA